Molecule: messenger RNA, 3031 nt
Organism: Nasonia vitripennis (jewel wasp)
Lineage: Eukaryota; Metazoa; Arthropoda; Insecta; Hymenoptera; Pteromalidae
Product: arylphorin subunit alpha-like
Exons: 7
Coding region: 590-2938 (782 amino acids)
Source: RefSeq, a predicted model, not a curated record
UUGAUACUUAUCGAUCGAUAUUACGAUAUGACAUAACACGUGAUGUGUCCGUUGAACAGGCAUUUACAUCGAAAGAGAAGAUGAGCUUUUGUUUUUGUUUACAUUCGGCUCGCAAAAGAAUGCGCUUCCGAGAAUAUCAAGCAGCGGAUUUUCGCCGGCGAUUUUCUCAUCGGUAUAUACUCAAGAGUGCAACGUAAUCUGGUCUGGCGACUGAGAGAAGAAAAAACCCAACGAAUACUUGUACAGUGCGACGCUACUAAUCCCAGAGCACACGCCGGAGCUGCGUGCAAGAAGGGCUCCGCAGUUGCAGAGCUACAUGUUAUAUUGUAUACCUGCGAGAGGAUAAGUAAGCAAUCGCUUGUUGGCGCGACCGUUUCACUGGGUUUUCCCCGGGCGAGUAAUAGGUACUUAGAGAGAAAAGGGUCGGGAAAUUUUGGAUAUACUUGUUGGGCGCGCUUCUGGCUGCAAAUUGCGCGGAGACUGCGCACGGCACACUUUAAAACGUCGCGUUGAUUGAUGGAACUGGAUCUGCGAUUUUGAUGAGCAUACUGCCGGUUUUGGCAGCUCCGAAUCAGGUGGUGUAUCGAGAAUGCUGCGAAAGCUUUUAGUUUUCGCCCUAGUGGCGGUGAGCCUCGCGGCCGCGAGCUUCGAGCACGCGAAGUACGACAUGGAGCACACGAAGUACGACAUGAAGAUGACUGACAAAAACAUGCUCAUGAAGCAGAAAAAAAUUUUCGAUCUACUCAUGUACAUCAACAACCAAGUCCUCACUGACGCUGAGUGGUUCGAGAUGGGACGCAAUUAUGACAUAAUGUCCAAUAUCGAUUACUACACGAAGAAAGAGGUAGUAAUGGACUUCAUGGCCCACUACAAAUUCGGCAUGUUGCGCAAGGAUAGCAUCUUCACGUACUACAACCAGGAGCACCGUGAAGAAAUGAUGACGCUCUACAAGCUCUUCUACUUCGCCAAGGACUUCAACACCUUCUACAAGACUGCUUGUUGGGCUCGUAUCCACAUGAACACCGGGCUCUUCACAACUGCCUUCACCACUGCUGUGCUCUACCGCGAUGACACUAAAUUCAUCCGUCUGCCAGCCAUCUACGAAAUGUACCCUAACAUGUUUUUCGACUCAAAGGUGGUUCGCGACGCUCAACGCAUCAUGAUGACCCACGGAAAGACCCAUCUCGGUCACGAAAUGAUGGGCAUGAAGAAAACCGAUGACAUGAACCACGUAGAAACCUUCUAUCUGUACUCUAACUUCACCGAAGUCUGCUUGAACCCCAUGCACAACUACGAAAACAAAAUGAUGUACUUCAUGGAAGACAUCGGCCUGAACGCUUUCUACUACUACUACCGCAUGAUGUUCCCCUUCUGGAUGAGCACCAAGGAAUACAGUGUUCCCCAGAACAUCCGUGGUGAACUGUACUACUACUUCCACCAACAGCUGAUGGCCAGGUACUAUCUUGAAAGAUUCUCCAACGGACUCGGCGAAAUCGAAGACUUCAGCUGGGACUCGAUGAGACUGCCUGGCUUCUACUCCGACUACAUGUUCAACAACGGCGUUUCCAUGCCCAGACGCGAUUGGUGGAACGUGGUUCCAUUCUACAAGUACCGAUACUUGGAGUAUCUCAAGAUGCUGGAAACCCGUAUCAUGGAAGCCAUCGACUCUGGCUUCAUCAUCGACGAGAUGGGUAAACAGGUCAACAUAAUGUGCCCCGAAGGUCUCAACAUCCUGGCUAACAUCAUCGAAGGUAACUACGAUUCCAUGAACAUGAAAUAUUACGGCUCCUACGACGUCCUUUCUCGCCGCGUUCUCGGAAUGAACUACGAUGCCAAGAACAAGGACAUGUAUAUCCCCAGUUCUUUGGAGAACUUCUCAACUAGCAUGAAGGACCCAGCUUUCUACAGAAUCUACAACAAGAUUGUCGGCUUCUUCAUGAAAUACAAAUCCCACCUGAACCGUUACACCAAGAACGAAUUGGAGUUCAGUGGAGUGAAAAUCGAAAACGUCGAGAUCGACAAACUCUACACCUACUUCGACACCAGGGAAUACAUGGUCAACAACCUCAUUGACGUCGCCUCGAUGAAAGAUGGCUUUUCGUUCAACAUGAAGGCUUGGCAGUACCACCUGAACUACAAGCCCUUCACCUACAAGUUCGCCGUCAACAGCGACAAGAGCACCAAAGCCAUCAUGCGUAUCUUCUUGGGACCCGCCAUGGAGGGAUACGACGACUACUCUUUCCUUCUCCACUACUACCAAUACUUCUUCAUGCUCGACGAAUUCGAAUUUAACCUGCACGAGGGAAUGAACAACUUCGAACGCAAGAGCCACGAUGUCGACGGACCCCAGCAUGAAUACAUGACCGGCGAUCGCUUCUACAAAAAGAUGAUGGAUGCCAUGCACAGCAAAGAGGGAAUGCACUUCAACAAGCAGAUGUGGAGCUUCCCCAAGUACAUGACGCUCCCUAAGGGUUCUGUUGACGGAAUGCGCUUCAAGCUUUUCUUCUACAUCAGCUCAUUCGAAGAAGGCAAAGCAAUGGAACUGCCCAUCUUCGGACAACGCAUGUACUACGGCAAACCCUUCAACUUCCCAAUUGACAGACCUAUGUACCCGUGGUUCUUCAGCCUCGGCAACGUAUUCUUCAAGGAUGUCUUCAUUUAUCAUCAACCCGAGCAAGAAAUGAUAGGUUACCACAACAUGAACACGAUGAUGCAUAACUCAAUGCAGGAUUCGAUGUACACCUCAAAGCCCAACAUGAUGCACGACUCGAUGCAGGACUACGGCAAAGUCAUGAGGAUGAACAGAGAUCGCUAUAUGAAAAUGAUGCAAGAUAUCAAGAAACCUAGCAUGAUGGACAUGCCGGAACACAGUAGCAUGACGAUGAAAACCGACUAUACAAUGGAAAGGAUGCGAGACCACAAUAUGAUGCACGUCUAAUUAAUCGACGAUAUUCGUCAAAAUACUUUCUUACCUGUAGAACAUUUUGUACAUUUGUACAAGUAACGACAAAUAAAAUUAUUAUUUAUUUUU